This is a messenger RNA of Colletotrichum fioriniae, 2109 nucleotides long. RefSeq lists its product as uncharacterized. The record is from RefSeq and is a predicted model, not a curated record. NCBI's taxonomy places the organism in Eukaryota, Fungi, Ascomycota, Sordariomycetes, Glomerellales, Glomerellaceae. Gene Ontology annotation, cellular component: cytoplasm. Gene Ontology annotation, molecular function: protein binding.
AUGGCGACGGGCGUGAAGCCUCAAGCGGAGGACGUUCUGCUCACCGUUUCCGUCCAACACCCUAGCCCCGAGUUCCAGUUCCCAGAGCGACGGGUUAUACUCGAACAGAAGCAUCCAAGCGUUGUGAACAUCGGUCGCACGAGCAAAAGAUUCAGCAAUCUGGAGGCCAAGGCGGAUAACUGUUUUUUCGACAGCCCGGUGAUGUCUCGGGAGCACGCCAAGAUCACGAUUGAUUGGUACCACAAGAGACUAUUCAUUAAAGACAUCGGCUCGCUGCACGGAACCUAUCAUAACUCUCUGAAGCUGCCUCCGCAUAGCGCGAAAGAGAUGAAAACGGGCGAUAUUCUCAAGUUUGGUAUCGAUAUUCAACGAUCCAACGACCUCUUUCCGCCGUGUACCAUUCAGGUGGACUGGGAGUUCGACCACCUCGCCAAAGAAAAGGUUGCAGGACUCAGCGGUCGCCCAACCUUUUCCGUCCCCGAUGAUUCCGACUCAGAGAGCAGCGACGAAGACAUGUCUACCACGGACGAUAUCCGCGCCACUGUCGAGAAGAUUCGGAAGAUUGAGAUGCCUAAAUCGACCAUGGGCUUGGGUGGUUCCUUCCCCAGCCUCCUACCACAGGUCUCAAUUGACCUGACAGUCGACGAAGAUAUCCAGAAGGAUACAGAUAAGCCCCCCGAACGCGCUCCUAACGCUACGCAAGAACCCGAGGUAACGAUCGAGCUGGAUGCUCCGCAUGAUGAAGAAGAUAAAGAAGACGAGGACGUGCCAUCCUGUCGUGGGAACUCGAAGCUCCCUCUCUUGUUUGCUUCGGAAUCAGAAUCAGAAGACUCCUACGAUAAUGACGAGUCUGAAAGCUAUCCUGAUGAUGAACCUUCAAGUCAGGAAAUGCUAGACCCUUACGACGAUGAAAUUUGCUUGAGCGACUCGGAAGAGUCUGAUCGAAGUGAUGAUGUGGAGGCCGAAAACUCCUUUGAGAGCGAGAGCGAGGAUGAGAACCUGGUUGAAGCUCCAAGCUAUGACGAGGCAGCCACUUGGGAAGUCCAGGACCCUUCUCUUACCUUCACGCAAUCGCAACAAAUGCUCAGCAUUCCUCACACAAACUACUUCCCUCAGCCCGAUACUGGUCGCCAGUUUUUUCCCGCCCCCAUGCCGUCACUCCCUUCUAUCAUACCUUACGAAGGUUUGCAAGAACAAGGACGACAGAACGACCUCAGACUGCCGGCGAUAUUGAAUCCUUCAGAUGAUCAAGUUGAGAAUCCGUUCUUAGCUAGCAUGAACCCCGAGCAAAUGCACGCAUCUGCACCGACAUAUCACCUUCUUCAAAGCGAAGGAGUAGCACCACUUCGUGCUUCAUGGGAACGGGUCUCAGAGACUCCCAAGGGUGUUACUGUCACGGAGUCUCUAGCGCUCGCCCAGGACGAUGUAUCAGCUGAAGCCCUCGGCCAAGCCAGCGGAAAGCCCGAGUUCUUUGCGGCCAGGGAGGCCAAUAAACAAAUCUUGCGCCGCCAAGAGCAAAACAGUACGACCCCGGUCCAACCUCGCAGCCAGGUUCCCGAGCCGCCUGCGACUUCCACCGAGCCAUCUACUUCAAAGCUCGGGCACCACACUACCUCCGAUGCAGCUCCCGCGCCGGAGCCGGAGCCGGUCAAUGAAACGCCCAAGUCGGCCAAAGUAGCUGAGUCGGCCUGGUCUAGUUCUGGAGAGAGAUUCCUCAAUAGUCCUCAAGACUUCCCUAUUACACACACAACGGAAACUCCUGAGCUUGAUAUGACCAGUGCGUAUCAGUUUCAGCAGAGCAAAUUGGGUUCAUUGAAUGCCCCUACCGGGCAGAGGACCACUCUAAAGCGUAAGGCAAGUGAGAUCGCAACGCUCACGCCUCAUGAGGAGACGUUCGAGGCGGCCGUGAAAAGCGAUGCAACCGGGGCGCGAACAACGGCCGUAGAGCCUACGAUUGUUUCUGUGGUCACUGAGCCGACACCAGAAGCACCUCCUGCCCCCAAGCGUCUGCGAAGCUUCUUGAGCAAGGCUGGGUACUUCGUCGGUGGCGGCGUGUUGACUGCGGCAGGUGUCGUAACAGCACUUGCUGCAACCGCCCCUGCUCUUUGA